GGGUGGUGGGGGGGCCAGAGCCACAGGAUGGCUUCCCCUCUGAGGGACGAGGAGGAGGAGGAGGAGGAGAUGGUGGUGUCGGAGGAGGAAGAAGAGGAGGAAGAAGAGGGCGACGAGGAGGAGGAGGAGGUGGAGGCGGCCGACGAGGACUACGAGGAGGACGACGACGACGGAGUGCUCGGGCGCGGGCCGGGCCACGACCGGGGCCGCGACCGCCACAGCCCCCCCGGCUGCCACCUCUUCCCGCCGCCGCCGCCGCCGCCGCCGCUGCCCCCGCCGCCGCCGCCGCCGCCGCCGCCCCCGCCGCCAGAUAAGGAUGACAUCCGGCUGCUACCUUCAGCAUUGGGUGUGAAGAAGAGAAAACGAGGACCCAAGAAGCAGAAGGAGAACAAGCCAGGAAAACCCCGAAAACGCAAGAAGCUUGACAGUGAGGAGGAAUUUGGCUCCGAGCGAGAUGAGUACCGAGAGAAGUCAGAGAGCGGAGGCAGCGAAUAUGGAACUGGACCAGGUCGGAAACGGAGGCGGAAGCACAGAGAGAAAAAGGAGAAGAAGACGAAGCGGCGGAAAAAGGGGGAGGGAGACGGGGGGCAAAAGCAGGUAGAACAGAAGUCAUCGGCGACUCUGCUUCUGACCUGGGGCCUAGAGGAUGUGGAACAUGUGUUCUCCGAGGAGGAUUACCACACGCUCACCAACUACAAAGCCUUCAGCCAGUUCAUGAGGCCCCUGAUCGCGAAGAAGAAUCCUAAGAUCCCGAUGUCUAAGAUGAUGACCAUCCUUGGGGCCAAGUGGAGAGAGUUCAGUGCCAACAACCCCUUCAAGGGGUCGGCGGCUGCUGUGGCGGCUGCGGCAGCCGCGGCGGCCGCGGCAGUGGCCGAGCAGGUGUCAGCUGCUGUGUCAUCGGCCACCCCCGUAGCACCUUCCGGACCCCCCACCCUCCCACCGCCUCCUGUCGAUGCCCAGCCCCCACCCAUCCGAAGAGCCAAAACCAAAGAGGGCAAAGGUCCGGGCCAUAAAAGGCGGAGUAAGAGCCCCCGAGUGCCUGAUGGGCGCAAGAAGCUUCGGGGAAAGAAGAUGGCACCACUCAAAAUCAAACUGGGGUUGUUGGGUGGCAAGAGGAAGAAGGGAGGCUCGUAUGUUUUGCAGAGUGAUGAGGGCCCUGAGCCAGAGGCCGAGGAGUCAGACCUGGACAGCGGCAGCGUCCACAGCGCCUCGGGCCGGCCCGACGGGCCUGUCCGCACCAAGAAGCUCAAGAGAGGCCGGCCAGGGCGGAAGAAGAGGAAGGUCCUGGGCUGUCCCGCAGUGGCCGGGGAGGAGGAGGUUGACGGCUAUGAGACAGAUCACCAGGAUUACUGCGAGGUGUGCCAGCAGGGCGGGGAAAUUAUUCUGUGUGACACCUGCCCUCGUGCCUACCACCUCGUCUGCCUUGACCCUGAGCUGGACCGGGCUCCCGAGGGCAAAUGGAGCUGCCCCCACUGCGAGAAGGAGGGGGUGCAGUGGGAGGCCAAGGAGGAGGAGGAGGAGUUCGAGGAGGAGGGAGAGGAGGAAGGCGAGAAGGAGGAGGAAGACGACCACAUGGAGUACUGCCGCGUGUGCAAGGACGGGGGCGAGCUCCUGUGCUGCGACGCGUGCAUCUCCUCCUACCACAUCCACUGUCUCAACCCGCCCCUGCCCGACAUCCCCAACGGGGAAUGGCUGUGUCCCCGAUGCACGUGCCCCGUGCUGAAAGGCCGCGUGCAGAAGAUCCUGCACUGGCGGUGGGGGGAGCCCCCCGUGUCUGUGCCAGCCCCCCAGCAGGCCGACGGGAACCCCGAUGCCCCACCACCCCGCCCUCUUCAAGGUCGAUCGGAGCGAGAGUUCUUUGUCAAGUGGGUAGGACUGUCCUACUGGCACUGCUCCUGGGCCAAGGAGCUUCAGUUGGAGAUCUUCCACUUGGUCAUGUACCGGAACUACCAGCGGAAGAACGACAUGGAUGAGCCCCCGCCCCUGGACUACGGUUCCGGCGAGGACGACGGGAAGAGUGACAAGCGCAAGGUGAAGGACCCGCACUACGCGGAGAUGGAGGAGAAGUACUAUCGCUUUGGCAUCAAGCCAGAGUGGAUGACCGUCCACCGCAUCAUCAACCACAGUGUGGAUAAAAAGGGGAAUUACCACUACCUAGUGAAAUGGAGGGACUUGCCCUACGACCAGUCCACGUGGGAGGAAGAUGAAAUGAACAUCCCCGAAUACGAAGAUCAUAAGCAGAGCUACUGGAGACACCGAGAACUGAUUAUGGGGGAGGACCCCGCCCAGCCCCGCAAGUACAAGAAGAAGAAGAAGGAGCUGCAGGGCGACGGGCCCCCCAGUUCUCCUACUAACGACCCCACGGUGAAAUACGAGACCCAGCCGCGGUUUAUCACGGCCACGGGAGGCACGCUGCACAUGUACCAGCUGGAGGGCUUGAACUGGCUGCGCUUCUCGUGGGCCCAGGGCACUGACACCAUCCUGGCUGACGAGAUGGGGCUGGGCAAGACCAUCCAGACCAUCGUCUUCCUCUACUCACUCUAUAAGGAGGGCCACACAAAGGGUCCCUUCCUGGUGAGUGCCCCCCUCUCUACUAUCAUUAACUGGGAGCGGGAGUUCCAGAUGUGGGCACCCAAGUUCUACGUGGUGACGUACACGGGUGACAAGGACAGCCGGGCCAUCAUCCGCGAGAACGAGUUUUCCUUCGAAGACAACGCCAUCAAAGGUGGCAAGAAAGCCUUUAAGAUGAAGAGGGAGGCCCAGGUGAAGUUCCACGUUCUCCUGACAUCGUAUGAGCUGAUCACCAUCGAUCAGGCAGCACUCGGCUCCAUCCGCUGGGCCUGCCUCGUGGUGGAUGAAGCCCAUCGGCUCAAGAAUAACCAGUCCAAGUUUUUCAGGGUCCUCAAUGGCUACAAGAUAGAUCAUAAGCUGCUGCUGACAGGGACUCCGUUGCAGAAUAAUCUGGAGGAGCUCUUCCACCUGCUGAACUUCCUCACCCCGGAGAGGUUUAACAACCUGGAAGGCUUCCUGGAGGAGUUUGCUGACAUAUCCAAAGAAGACCAGAUUAAGAAACUGCACGAUUUGCUGGGGCCGCACAUGCUGCGGAGGCUCAAGGCUGAUGUCUUCAAGAACAUGCCAGCCAAGACAGAGCUCAUCGUUCGGGUGGAGCUGAGCCCCAUGCAGAAGAAAUACUACAAGUACAUCCUGACUCGGAACUUCGAGGCCUUGAAUUCGCGAGGUGGCGGGAACCAGGUGUCUCUGCUCAACAUCAUGAUGGAUCUGAAGAAGUGUUGUAACCACCCCUACCUCUUCCCCGUGGCUGCUAUGGAGUCCCCCAAACUCCCCAGUGGGGCCUACGAGGGCGGGGCGCUUAUUAAAGCAUCUGGCAAGCUCAUGCUCCUGCAGAAGAUGCUACGCAAGCUGAAGGAGCAGGGACACAGAGUUCUCAUCUUCUCGCAGAUGACCAAGAUGUUGGACCUGCUAGAGGACUUUUUAGACUACGAAGGUUACAAGUACGAGCGUAUUGAUGGAGGUAUCACGGGCGCCCUGAGGCAGGAGGCCAUCGAUCGGUUCAACGCUCCCGGGGCCCAGCAGUUCUGCUUCCUGCUGUCCACCCGAGCCGGGGGCCUGGGCAUCAAUCUGGCCACUGCCGACACGGUCAUCAUCUUUGAUUCUGACUGGAACCCCCAUAACGACAUCCAGGCCUUCAGCCGCGCUCACCGCAUCGGCCAGGCCAACAAGGUGAUGAUUUACCGGUUUGUGACUCGCGCGUCCGUGGAAGAGCGAAUCACGCAAGUGGCCAAGAGGAAGAUGAUGCUGACGCACCUGGUGGUCCGGCCCGGGCUGGGCUCCAAGGCGGGCUCCAUGUCCAAGCAGGAGCUGGAUGACAUCCUCAAAUUCGGCACCGAGGAGCUGUUCAAGGACGAGAACGAGGGGGAGAACAAAGAGGAAGACAGCAGCGUGAUUCACUACGACAACGAGGCCAUCGCGCGGCUGUUGGACCGGAACCAGGACGCGACGGAGGACACGGACGUACAGAACAUGAACGAGUACCUCAGCUCCUUCAAGGUGGCCCAGUACGUGGUGCGGGAGGAAGACAAGAUCGAGGAGAUCGAGCGGGAGAUCAUCAAGCAGGAGGAGAACGUGGACCCCGACUACUGGGAGAAGCUGCUGAGGCACCACUACGAGCAGCAGCAGGAAGACCUGGCCCGCAAUCUGGGCAAGGGCAAGCGGGUUCGCAAGCAGGUCAACUACAACGAUGCUGCUCAGGAGGACCAGGACAACCAGUCUGAAUACUCAGUGGGAUCAGAGGAGGAAGACGAAGACUUUGAUGAGCGUCCAGAAGGGCGUCGACAGUCAAAGAGGCAGCUCCGGAACGAGAAGGAUAAGCCGCUGCCUCCGCUGCUGGCUCGAGUUGGAGGCAACAUUGAGGUGCUAGGAUUCAACACCCGGCAGCGGAAGGCCUUCCUCAACGCCGUGAUGCGCUGGGGGAUGCCGCCGCAGGACGCCUUCACCACUCAGUGGCUGGUGCGCGACCUGAGGGGCAAGACAGAGAAGGAGUUCAAGGCCUAUGUGUCUCUGUUCAUGCGCCACCUCUGUGAGCCUGGGGCGGAUGGCUCGGAAACCUUUGCUGACGGUGUCCCUCGGGAGGGCCUGAGUCGCCAGCAAGUGCUGACCCGAAUUGGAGUGAUGUCUCUCGUCAAGAAGAAGGUACAGGAAUUUGAGCACAUCAAUGGGCGCUGGUCGAUGCCCGAGCUGAUGCCCGACCCCAGUGCCGACUCUAAGCGCUCCUCCAGAGCCUCCUCUCCUACCAAAACGUCUCCCACCACCCCUGAGGCUUCUGCUACGAAUAGUCCUUGUACUUCUAAGCCUGCUACUCCAGCUCCAAGUGAGAAAGGAGAUGGUGUGAGGACACCUCUUGAAAAGGAUGAAGCGGAAAACCAGGAGGAGAAGCCUGAGAAGAACAGCAAAACCGGGGAGAAGGCGGAGACCGAGGCCGAUGUCCCUAGCCCAGCCCCAUCGCUUGGGGAGCGGCUGGAGCCAAGGAAGAUUCCUCUAGAGGAGGAGGUGCCAGGAGUCCCUGGAGAAAUGGACCCUGAACCUGGGUACCGGGGGGACAGAGAGAAGUCAGCCACAGAGUCGACGCCAGGAGAGAGGGGGGAGGAGAAGCCGUUGGAUGGACAGGAGCACAGGGAGAGGCCGGAGGGGGAAGCAGGGGAUUUGGGCAAGAGAGCAGAAGACACGAGAGGGGAGCGGGAGCUGCGGCCGGGGCCUCCCCGGGACGAGCCGCGGCCCAACGGGCGGCGCGAGGAGAAGGCGGAGAAGCCGCGGUUCAUGUUCAAUAUCGCAGACGGAGGCUUCACAGAGCUUCACACGCUGUGGCAGAAUGAGGAACGGGCAGCCAUUUCCUCGGGGAAACUCAAUGAGAUCUGGCACCGAAGACAUGACUAUUGGCUUCUGGCCGGGAUUGUCCUCCAUGGCUACGCCCGGUGGCAGGACAUCCAGAAUGACGCUCAGUUUGCCAUCAUCAAUGAGCCGUUUAAAACUGAAGCCAAUAAGGGGAACUUUCUGGAGAUGAAAAAUAAGUUCCUGGCCCGGAGAUUCAAGCUCCUGGAGCAGGCGCUGGUGAUCGAGGAGCAGCUUCGGCGGGCGGCCUACCUGAACCUAUCGCAGGAGCCGGCGCACCCCGCCAUGGCCCUCCACGCCCGCUUCGCCGAGGCCGAGUGCCUGGCCGAGAGCCACCAGCACCUCUCCAAGGAGUCGCUGGCGGGGAACAAGCCGGCCAACGCCGUCCUGCACAAGGGUAAGGGCCGCGGCGGCCCCGCGCGGGGGAGGGCCCACAACGCUGCUUCUGAACCAGCUGGAGGAGUUGCUGAGCGACAUGAAGGCGGACGUGACCCGCCUGCCGGCCACGCUGUCCCGAAUACCCCCCAUCGCAGCCCGCCUGCAGAUGUCCGAGCGCAGCAUCCUCAGCCGGCUGGCCAGCAAGGGCACGGAGCCUCACCCCACACCGGCCUUCCCUCCGGGGCCCUACGCUACGCCUCCGGGGUACGGGGCGGCCUUCAGCGCCGCCCCCGCCGGGGCCCUGGCCGCCGCAGGCGCCAACUACAGCCAGAUGCCAGCAGGCUCCUUCGUCACAGCCACCACCAACGGCCCUCCAGUGCUGGUGAAGAAGGAGAAGGAAAUGGUGGGGGCACUGGUGUCAGACGGGCUGGAUCGGAAGGAGCCCCGAGCCGGGGAGGUGAUCUGUAUAGACGACUGACCGGAUCGCAGGCCUGCGCGUCACCCAGGUCCCGUGCCCGAGGCCGACCCCCAGCUCAGGCUCUGGGACCGGCUGCCAAUCCUCCACCUUCCCCACCCCUUGGGCCGCCUCUGGGCUAGGAGCCACUCUGCCCCUCUCUGCGACUCCUCUCUUCAGGAAGGGCCCUUUGUCUGUCUCCACUCCCGUGCACCUUUCCCACCGCGCUUUGAAGACCGUGCUGGCGAGAAGAGGUCUGGGUGGGAGGCGGUGAAGCAGGGUCUUCCAAGUAUCUUCAUCCCCCACCGAACGUACACAGCUUCCCGAGGAGUGGUUGGGGGGGCGGAAAGAGGUGGAGCCUCCCGUCUUCACUCCUGCAAUACAAGCUCCAUCCACAGAAGUGGGGGGAUUAGCCUCACCUGGCCUUUAGGAACUGUGGUGGGGAGAAGAGCUUGCAAGAGAGGAGGGGGACUUCAGAGAGGGAGGAAGGGAAGAGGAGGGGGGGCUGCAUGUUUCCUUCCCCUACCUCUCCCCAAAAGGAGGGUGGAGCAGUUACAAGGGAGGGAGUCGAUUGCUGUUCAGCCUCAGAAUAAAGGCGCCGCUCACUGGCUCAGUUACCUCCUGCGUACCGGCAUCUUGUGUUGGGGGGGCCUUCUCCUCUCCCUAGGGACCAGGGACCUCCCCCCCCCACACACACACACACAAAGAGAGUGAUGGUUGGGCGAUACUCCCUCAAGCCAAAGAGGAGCUCCCCAAUCUGUUCUAGGGACCCGGGUCACCUAGAAAGGGUGGGAGAAAAUGCUACAGGCCAGAAGUGGGGGAGCCCCCAGACCCGGGGCUCAGGUUCUUGGAGUACUUCUACCCUCCCUCCUGAAGGCCUAGAUACGGACUGAAUUUGAGUGGAUCAGGCAGGGGGUGUAGUCGGGGGGCUGCCUUGCCUUUGGGACCAGAACAAAAUAGUGGAGGGCAGGCUGGGGAGACACGGGCAUGUCUUCCUCCCCAGGAAGGGCCGGGGAGAGUGGCAGUUUGCAUGGCGAACCCCCCACUUCCUCUUCGCUGCCCCUUCACUUUCUCGCUGCCCCUUUCCCAGGCUCUUCACACCCACUCCUGGGCUGUCCCAACCCCCUCUUCUGUAUCAGGUGUAUUGGUUGUACAUAUAAAUUAUACUUUCCUUUC
Zalophus californianus (California sea lion) is the source of this 7414-nucleotide messenger RNA. It is a transcript of the gene CHD3, whose product is annotated as chromodomain helicase DNA binding protein 3. The record is from RefSeq and is a predicted model, not a curated record. NCBI's taxonomy places the organism in Eukaryota, Metazoa, Chordata, Mammalia, Carnivora, Otariidae. Gene Ontology annotation, molecular function: DNA binding; histone binding; ATP hydrolysis activity. Gene Ontology annotation, cellular component: nucleus; NuRD complex; chromatin. The transcript has 40 exons. Gene Ontology annotation, biological process: chromatin remodeling; negative regulation of transcription by RNA polymerase II. Bases 28 to 6381 code for a protein of 2117 amino acids.